Molecule: messenger RNA, 1470 nt
Organism: Alternaria conjuncta
Lineage: Eukaryota; Fungi; Ascomycota; Dothideomycetes; Pleosporales; Pleosporaceae
Exons: 2
Coding region: 1-1470 (489 amino acids)
Biological process (GO): protein localization to plasma membrane; GPI anchor biosynthetic process
Cellular component (GO): endoplasmic reticulum; membrane
Molecular function (GO): glucosaminyl-phosphatidylinositol O-acyltransferase activity
Source: RefSeq, a predicted model, not a curated record
AUGGCGAAGACAUACAAGCAAAUGAAGGAGGCCUGGGUGUCUGGACACACCGGGAGCUCCGUAGCAGACGUGAACAGCGUCUCGCUCGCAAUGCCUCUGAGCAUUCUACUUUGGUCUGUCAUCCAGUCGCGCAUGCGCCUCUUUACGCCGUACACGCCGCCUGCCUUCCUCGUCGACUUCCUGCUCAACUGCGGUGCCACGUUGUUCGCGACUACCAUAUACUCCACCUCGCCAUGGAUCCUGAACCUCCUUUUGCUACUCCCAGCAAUCACGUUAUACGUCUUCGAGAAACCGGUCGCGGUGAAGGACGCUCCCAGGCCACCGAAGAUCGAUAAGUCGGAAAAGGACACGAAGCUCGAUGCGCUGCCCGUCAAGCCGUUUAUAACGAAUUACCGUGGCGCGAUGAUGGUUAUAACGUGUGUUGCUAUUCUAGCAGUCGACUUCCGCGUCUUUCCGAGGCGCUUCGCGAAGGUGGAGAAUUGGGGUACAUCGCUCAUGGAUAUGGGUGUGGGAUCUUUCGUCUUCACAGCCGGGGUGGUGUCUGUCCGGGCAUCUCUCAAGGAAGGAGCUGGUCUUCAGUCGCUGUCACAGCGCUUGACAGCAUCAAUCAGACACGCCAUCCCACUCCUGGUUCUAGGCAUCAUACGGCUCAUCUCUGUAAAAGGACUGGACUAUGCCGAGCAUGUCACGGAGUAUGGUGUACACUGGAACUUCUUCUUCACCCUCGGCUUCCUUCCCCCAUUCGCUGCUCUCUUCCAGACGGCCUUUGACUUGGUACCUUCCUACGCCAUCCUCUCGUUUACUUUGGCUGCCGUCUACGAGAUUGCCUUGGACUGGACUUCCCUCGGAUCCUUCAUCCUAAUAGCCCCACGUACGGAUCUCUUCUCUCAGAACAGAGAAGGCAUAUUCUCUUUCUUCGGCUAUCUCGCCAUCUUCCUUGCUGGUCAAUCGCUGGGCGCCUCCGCACUACCUAGGCAACAGCAGAUCCCCAAGGAUGCGUCAUUCCAGACGAAGCUUCGGCAAUCCACAUUCGGCAAGCUAAUAAUGACCUCCAUGCUUUGGACAGUGUUGUUCUACUUCUCAACCAGCUACUACGGUCUUCGACUCCCUGUAUCGCGCCGCCUAGCCAAUCUGCCCUACUUCCUCUGGGUCUCGUCGUUCAACAGCUACCAAAUCACCAUCUGUUACGCUAUCGAAAGUUUCCUCUUUCCGAACUUGUACAAAGCUACGACCAAAAGCGAGGAAUCGCGGAGAAGCAGGGAUGCUACCAGCACUGUGCUUUAUGCUUUCAACCGCAAUGGUCUCGCAGUCUUCCUUGUGGCGAAUCUACUCACAGGUCUGGUCAACAUGACGUUCCCGACCUUGCACAUGAGUGUUACGCAGUCCAUGGCAAUACUCGUCGCAUACAUUGCCGCUGUCACUGCAGUCGCAGUGGGUCUAGACAUGUACAAUCUUACUAUAAAGCUGUAG